UGUCUUCGGUGUCCUUGCAAAGUGUUGCAGACGCUUUAGGUUUGAGAAAGCUCGGGGGCUGAGCUGGGCGAAGCACAGCGGACUCUGGAGGACACAGGUCUGUAUUGCACGCCUGUGACUAAGGCCUCCCUCCAGAAGGAUCCCAAACUGAAACCGGGAAUAGUUUCAAUGGGAUGAGUCUCUGUGUGGGUGCAAAGUACGUGGGCCAUUCUGACUCAAAAUGGAGAGACUGAGAAAGGGAAUAAAAAUCCACCGUCUUCCCGAGCCAGACUUGCAAUGGAUACGUGGUGAAAAAGGAUAAUAAAUUCCUGUAGCUCAAUGACAAGCCAGUAGUAUAUCUAGCAUCCAAGUCUUGAUUUCCAAAUCUCAUUUUCCAGUGAAAAGAACCACGACUCUGCUGGCUCUUUGGAGAAAAGGGUGAUUCCAAGGCUGGGGCAGGUAAAAUAGAAGAUGAAUCUGUUGUGCUGGAAGAUAAGGAAGUGCUCAAAAAUUAUGGAAUUGGUCAAAAGGACACAAGGGACAGCCUGAAGGAUCUCCCAAUAGCUGGGUAAUUUUAGCAUCAAAAUAAAUAAUUAAUGAAUUGUAAAUAAAUGAAUAAAAUCCAGGAGUCUAUACUAAUAUAAAUGAAUAAGUGGGGAAAUGCCACCUGAAAACAUUCUUCCAGUGGGUCAAUAGUAACAGAAAAAGCAUUUGAAUCCCGAUUUCCAGUGUGGGAGAGAGUGGAUAUAGAAUGGGGCAAAGAACUUCACCAGCAGAAUUCAACUGGAAAUCCAGAAGGAAACCCUUGGGAAGAACUGUUUAAGGAGCUGUCAUCGUAGAAGAGUACAAACAAUGGCUGACAGUAGUGUAUUAACAUCCACUAUUGAAAGGACAAGCCUGGCAGACUCCUCUAUUUUUGAUUCUAAAGUUACUGAAAGUUCCAAGGAAAAUGUACUUAUUGGAUCUGCUUCAUAUGUUGAAGAAGAAAUGCCUCAAAUUGAAACGAGAAUGAUAUUGGUUCAAGAAGCUGGAAAACAAGAAGAACUUAUACAAGCUUUAAAGACUAUUAAAAUAAUGGAAGUCCCUGUUAUAAAGAUAAGAGAAAGUUGUCCUGGAAAAUCGGAUGAAAAAUUAAUAAAAAGUGUUGUUAAUAUGGAAAUUAAAGUACCCUUUGUAAAGAUGGAAUCAGUGGAAGAACUUGAAAGUUUGGAUUCUCCAGAAUUUGAAAAUGUAUUUAUAGUCAUGGAUUUCCAGGAUUCUGUUUUUAAUGAGUUAUACAAGACUGAUCAUAGAAUUAUUGGGCCACCAGUUAUCUUAAACUGUGCCCAAAAAGGAGAGCCUUUGCCAUUCUCAUGUCGUCCACUCUACUGUACAAGCAUGAUGAACCUAGUCCUGUGCUUUACUGGAUUUAGGAAGAAAGAAGAACUAGUCAGAUUGGUGACAUUGGUUCAUCACAUGGGUGGAGUUAUUCGAAAAGACUUUAAUUCAAAAGUUACACAUUUGGUGGCAAAUUGUACACAAGGAGAAAAAUUCAGGAUUGCUGUGAGUCUGGGCACUCCAAUUAUGAAGCCAGAAUGGAUUUAUAAAGCUUGGGAAAGGCGGAAUGAACAGGAUUUCUGUGCAUCAGUUGAUGACUUCAGAAAUGAAUUUAAAGUUCCUCCAUUUCAAGAUUGCAUUUUAAGUUUCCUGGGAUUUUCAGAUGAAGAAAAAACCAAUAUGGAAGAAAUGACUGAGAUGCAAGGAGGUAACUGUUUACCUGUUGGAGAUGAAAGAUGCACUCACCUUAUAGUUGAAGAGAAUAUAGUAAAAGAACUUCCAUUUGAACCUUCGAAGAAACUUUAUGUUGUCAAGCAGGAGUGGUUCUGGGGAAGCAUUCAAAUGGAUGCCCGAGCUGGAGAAACUAUGUAUUUAUAUGAAAAGGCUAAUACUCCUGAGCUCAAGAAAUCAGUGUCACUGCUUUCUCUAAAUACCCCAAACAGCAAUCGCAAAAGACGUCGUUUAAAAGAGACACUUGCUCAGCUUUCGAGAGAGACAGACAUGUCACCUUUUCCUCCCCGUAAGCGCCCGUCAGCUGAACAUUCGCUUUCUAUAGGGUCACUCCUAGAUAUCUCCAACACACCAGAGUCUAGCAUUAACUAUGGAGAAACACCAAAAUCUUGUACUAAGUCUUCUAAAAAUUCCACUCCGGUUCCUUCAAAGCAGUCAGCCAGGUGGCAAGUUGCAAAAGAGCUUUAUCAGACUGAAAGUAAUUAUGUAAAUAUAUUGGCCACAAUUAUUCAGUUAUUUCAAGUACCAUUGGAAGAGGAAGGACAACGUGGUGGGCCUAUCCUUGCACCAGAAGAGAUUAAGACUAUUUUUGGUAGUAUCCCUGAUAUCUUUGAUGUGCACACUAAGAUAAAGGAUGAUCUGGAAGACCUUAUUGUUAAUUGGGAUGAGAGCAAAAGCAUUGGUGACAUCUUUCUUAAAUAUUCAAAAGAUUUGGUAAAAACCUAUCCUCCCUUUGUAAACUUCUUUGAAAUGAGCAAGGAAACAAUUAUUAAAUGUGAAAAACAGAAACCAAGAUUUCAUGCUUUUCUCAAGAUAAACCAAGCUAAACCAGAAUGUGGACGGCAAAGCCUUGUCGAACUUCUCAUUCGACCAGUACAGAGGUUACCCAGUGUUGCGUUACUUUUAAAUGAUCUUAAGAAGCAUACAGCCGAAGAAAAUCCUGACAAAAGCACUCUAGAAAAAGCUAUUGGAUCACUAAAGGAAGUAAUGACCCAUAUUAAUGAGGAUAAGAGAAAAACAGAAGCUCAAAAGCAAAUAUUUGAUGUUGUUUAUGAAGUAGAUGGAUGCCCAGCGAAUCUUUUGUCUUCUCACCGAAGCUUAGUCCAACGAGUUGAAACAAUUUCUCUAGGUGAACACCCCUGUGACAGAGGAGAGCAAGUAACUCUCUUUCUCUUCAAUGACUGCCUGGAGAUAGCAAGAAAACGGCAUAAGGUUAUUGGCACUUUUAGGAGUCCUCAUGGCCAUACCCGACCCCCAGCUUCUCUUAAGCAUAUUCAUCUCAUGCCUCUUUCUCAAAUUAAGAAAGUGCUGGACAUAAGAGAAACAGAAGAUUGCCAUAAUGCUUUUGCCUUGCUUGUGAGGCCACCAACAGAGCGGGCAAAUGUGCUGCUCAGUUUCCAGAUGACAUCAGAGGAACUUCCAAAAGAGAACUGGCUAAAGAUGCUAUGUCGACAUGUAGCCAAUACCAUUUGUAAAGCAGAUGCUGAGAAUCUUAUUUACAGUGCUGAUCCAGAAUCCUUUGAAGUAAAUACUAAAGAUAUGGACAGUACAUUGAGUAGGGCAUCUAGAGCAAUAAAAAAGACUUCAAAAAAGGUUACAAGAGCGUUCUCUUUCUCCAAAACUCCAAAAAGAGCUCUGCGAAGAGCCCUUAUGACAUCCCAAAGCUCAGUGGAGGGAAGAAGUCCUUCCAGCAAUGACAAGCAUGUAAUGAGUCGUCUGUCUAGCACAUCAUCAUUAGCAGGUAUCCCAUCACCCUCCCUUGUCAGCCUGCCUUCCUUCUUUGAAAGGAGAAGUCAUACUUUAAGUCGAUCUACAACUCAUUUGAUAUGAAGCUUAAAAAAUCUUAAUUUAGAGCAACUUAUAAACACUUCAUACUUAAAAACUGACUUAAAUGGUACUUGUCAUUAGCACUUGGGGAAAGCUGGAAAGAAUGUAGGUAACACUAAACUAUGCCAUUUGAUUUGCUUCUUUAAAGUGUAAGGUUAACCUCUUACAUUUUUUUAGGUAAUUCAUGUAAAAAAUUAUAUUGAUUUUGAUGUAAUUUUUCUCUUCCCUCGAGUCCUUCAUUCAAAGACCAAUAAUUUAAGUUAUUCACGAUAUUAAUAGCUUUGCAGCUUGAUAACAGUAAAUAAAUUUUAUUGGUGGAUG
Leopardus geoffroyi (Geoffroy's cat) is the source of this 3894-nucleotide messenger RNA. RefSeq names its product epithelial cell transforming 2 (gene ECT2). The transcript is spliced from 25 exons. Gene Ontology annotation, biological process: activation of GTPase activity; nervous system development; intracellular signal transduction. The coding region runs from base 832 to 3576 and encodes 914 amino acids. The record is from RefSeq and is a predicted model, not a curated record. NCBI's taxonomy places the organism in Eukaryota, Metazoa, Chordata, Mammalia, Carnivora, Felidae. Gene Ontology annotation, cellular component: cell cortex; nucleus. Gene Ontology annotation, molecular function: GTPase activator activity; guanyl-nucleotide exchange factor activity.